Messenger RNA from Physella acuta, 3325 nucleotides. RefSeq names its product THO complex subunit 5 homolog A. Gene Ontology annotation, biological process: mRNA export from nucleus. Gene Ontology annotation, molecular function: mRNA binding. Gene Ontology annotation, cellular component: THO complex part of transcription export complex. The record is from RefSeq and is a predicted model, not a curated record. Lineage: Eukaryota; Metazoa; Mollusca; Gastropoda; Physidae.
UAUUUUUUAAAGGAAAUAAGCCUACAUUACUUACUAUUAAGACUACAGGCCUUUUUAGCUUGUUAUAAAAUAAAUAAUAAAAAUAUAGACUUCUAGAUCUAGAAUCUAGAACUUAACAAGAGUAGUAAAACCAGUAGAUCUAGAUCUACAUUGAUAAAAAGUAUACGGACAAGUAGAUCUACUAUUAACAUGUCUAAAGAUGAUUGUAUUGUUGUCGAGGGAAAGAAAAAGAGGCUGUUAAAACCUGAUUUGUGCCCUGGAAUUGUCGAUCUUAAGAAACAUAAGCACUCGCAGGAUUUAAAAGUUGAUCUGAAACCAUUCAUUUCUGAAGAGGAUGAAGCUAUGGAAAGAGAUCCCCUUGUUGACCUUGCUUCAUUUCAAGCAUCUUGCACUUUUCUGAAAACUGCAAUUAGAGAUAUCAAAGAAAUCAAAACUAAAAAACUGGAUAUGUCAUCCUCUGAAAUAGAUUCAAUUCGAACAGAUGCUACCAUACAUUUUAUUCACAUGAAAAAACUAAACAGACUUGCUCAUUUUCGUUGUCGAAAAGUAAGAGAAAACACCAACGAGGCAAAGCACAAAAUAGAUCAGUGUCAUUUACAGCUGCAAAAUCUCUUGUAUGAAGCAAUGCAUUUAGAAAAAGAGAUUACCAAGUGUAUGGAGUUUAAGUCAAAAGAUGAAGAGGUGGAACUAGUUAAAGUUGAAGAAUUUUAUAAGGAUGCUCCUAUAUCAAUUUCUAAUCCGAACGUUACUAAGGAAGAUGCUCAUCUUCAGAUGUUAGCACGACUUGAAUGGGAGCUAGAACAAAGAAAGCAACUAGCCAUAAAGCUGACAGAUACAAAGAGCAAUAAAGAGCAGAUAAGCCAAGAAAUCCAAGCUAAACAUGAUUACCUAGAAACCUUACAACCAAAGCUUUCUGCUAUACUUCAUGCUACAAGACCUGUACAAGAUUAUUUGUCAAUGCCAUAUGAUGCCAUUAAAGAAGAACAUCAAAAAGCACAACACCUGCCUGUUCCCCUUUAUAUUCUGUACAUGCAGACUUCAGCAUAUAAAGAUGCUUGUGACAAAUUUAUAAAAGUUGUAAUUCAAGGAGAUGUUGAUGCUGCACAGUCUCAGUUGAUGUGGACAUUUGAACCUGAUGAAGACUCUGAUAGUGACAUGGAAGAUCAAGAAAAACAAGAUGUUAAACGACGUAGAAAUACAUCAGAAAUGCGUAAUGAAGAAAAAAAGAACAGAGUACUAAAGAAACACCCUCUCUCUGUAGCAGUGGACAUUAAUAGUGAUGAUGGAACUGAACUUCAGCUCACCUUUUAUUACCUCUUGGCUUUAAAUAUAAUAACAGUAAAUGUCAAGGUAACACCAGGGGCAAAGGUUAUGACAAGUUCAUCAACAGGAAGUGAUCUGAUGUCCCCUGAUAUGAUUUUAGAUGAACUUUAUCCUGGAGACCAUGGCAAUGAGUCACCCAAUUUAGCUAACCAUUAUGAAUUAAAGCGACAUGGUUUGCAGGAACUGGAUUCCUACAUCUCUUUGAUAGGCAGACCAUAUCUUUGGUGUCAGUGGAUGGGAGGUCUUCAAUUCCUUAAAAAAGAUCUUAAUAAUUCAGAGGAAUUAGCAACUGAGGAUGAAAGUGCUGGUAUUGUUAAACUGUCACAAGUGCGAGCUCAGCACUCUGUAAGCUCUGCCAACAUGCAAAAAACUAUAACUUUACUAAAAGAACGAGUAAAUGCAAGAGUAUGUCUUCUUCAACAGCUUUCUUCUCUAGAGAGAAAUAUCAUACCAGUAUCAUCUGCAUCAGUUAAGAUGUUCCCUACAAAAAUAAAUGCUCAGUUGACAUCAUGGCGUCGCUCCAGCUUUGUUGAUCUAAAAUCUUUACCACAAGCUGAGAGAUUUAUUAAAGCAGGCUUAGUACAUUCAACAGAUUUUAUCUUUAUGGCCACUAUUGACAGAGGAUCAGCCAAAAUGACAGCUUUUGUUGUUCUAACUUCUGAUAGCCCUAAAGUGGCACCUCUCAUUAUUGUUGACAUUAUGUGGCAGUCUCGGCGUACAGCACUAACAGAUAUAUAUGUGAUGGAAAUGGAGGAAGAAGUAAAUGUUCAUUAUCAAGAGCUGCUGAAUGGUAAUGUAAAAGACCAACUUCUCCCCAAUCAACUUCAAAGAUUGUUGAUGUGUUUUGAUGUUUAUUUAGAAACAGAUAUCCCAGCCUCAUCACUAGUGCCUAUUGAAAUUCCUAAAGAGAAGAUGAUGCCCAGAACCAGCAGGGGACCUGCUAGAUCAAAGCCUUUCAAAUAUGUGCCAGAAUUGGGUAUUUUUACUCAUAGAUGCUUCACCUAAGUGUUUUAAUAAACUGAUUAUUUUUUAAUAUCAGUUAUUAUUCUAGCCAUAAAUGUUACAAAACUGUAAAUAAAUAAAUACCAACAAGCUUCCAGCUUUUUAAAAUCUCAUAAUAAUUUAAUAAUUAGAUAUUUUAAGCUACAAUUCAUCAACUGAGUUUAUAAUUUGUAUUAUUUAGCUGAAAUUGUAAUUUUGAUGACACAUUUUUUAAGGAACUGGUUCUUUGUACUCUUGGUAAAGCUAAGUACAACUGGUAUUAUGAUCUAGCAGUUAAAAUAGUAUCCAUAAAUUUAAAAAUGUUUUAAAUGUAUGUAUUUAUGGCAGGCUAGGUCUACAUAUUCUCUAUUUUAAUUAAAAUGACUUUGUAUUAAAUCUAUAUUUUUUCAUGGGUGUAGAGCAGCGGUUUUUAAACUGGGUUCCAUUGAACCCCUAGGGUUUAGUGAGUCAAUCUCAUGGGUUUUGCAGAGGUCAAGAAUCACACCCAACUCCUAUGCUUCAUGUGGAUUAUAGAACAAUAAAGAAGGGUUCGGUGAAUGGGCAUAUGAAACUGGUGGGAUUUCGUGCCUCCAAAACGUUAAAGAACCACUGAUGUAAAGGGACCAUAGAAAUUAAUUUUAGAUCUGAAAUAAAUGCUAGUUUUUGCCAUUUGAGGAAAAAGAAAUGGGCUCUAAUCAAUUGUUGCUAAUGUUUAUUGACACAGUAACCAAAAAAUUGGGCAAUGUAAAAUUGUGCAAACAGAAAAUUUCUCUGAGCAUUUUUCUGUAUGCAGACUUUGUAUUUUUACUCUAUACUCAAUUUUCAGUUACACAUUUAAUGAUUUUUUUGGAAUCAGUAAACACAACUUACAUAAAUUACUUUAAGUAACAGAAUUUUUUAUGAGUUGAUCAGCUCUCUCGGUUUUAUGCUAGUAAUUGAAGAGGGUUAAGAGCAUUAUUUCUGCAGUGCCCAUAGGAAUCUUAAGUUUGGACUUGCUUUAGAAGUAACUUCACUUACUGUG